AUGCUGACAGUCAAGGUUAGUAGAUCUCGCUACAGUCAAGGCUUGGAGAUCUUACUGACAGUCAAGGAGAUCUUCACUGACAGUCAAGGCUUGGAGAUCUUACUGACAGGUCAAGGCUGGAGACUAUGCUGGCGGUCAAGGCUUGGAGACUAUGCUGACGGUCAAGGCUUGGAGACUAUGCUGACGGAGGACGAGAAAGUUAUCGAACUGGUGGAGAAAUAUGGGCCCAAGCGGACGCUGAUCGCCAAACACCUGAAUCGCAUCGGGAAACAGUGCGAACGAUGGAGGUCAUCUGACUUCAACCCAGCCAUCAAGAAGAGUGCCUGGACAGAGGAGGAAGACCGUCAUUUACGAGGCGCAAAACAGUGGAACCAGUGGGCCAAGAUUGCUAAGUUGAUCCCUGGCAGGACUGACAACGCCAUCAAGAAUCACUGGAACUCUACCAUGAGGCGUGGCACGAGGCGUGGAGAUGAGGGGCUGCCGGACGCAAGAACAGCGGGUGGACGUACACAACUCGGCAGACAACCCUGUGAUGGCAAUCCGCACCACCACCACAACACUACUCCCAGGACUACUACCACAGAGCAGGAAGCCAACGAAAUACUAAUCAAUCCCCCACAAGAUGACGCCGGUGAAGACAAUACCCUUCAGUCCAUCACAGUUUCAAUAGUCCCAACCUGUCCUGAUGACGGUAACCUCACCUCCACGCCCACUCUUUAG
Molecule: messenger RNA, 720 nt
Organism: Homarus americanus (American lobster)
Lineage: Eukaryota; Metazoa; Arthropoda; Malacostraca; Decapoda; Nephropidae
Product: myb-related protein A-like
Biological process (GO): mitotic cell cycle; positive regulation of transcription by RNA polymerase II
Cellular component (GO): nucleus
Molecular function (GO): DNA-binding transcription factor activity, RNA polymerase II-specific; RNA polymerase II cis-regulatory region sequence-specific DNA binding
Source: RefSeq, a predicted model, not a curated record